This is a messenger RNA of Acinonyx jubatus (cheetah), 3205 nucleotides long. RefSeq names its product myelin transcription factor 1-like. The coding region runs from base 19 to 354 and encodes 111 amino acids. The transcript has 2 exons. The record is from RefSeq and is a predicted model, not a curated record. NCBI's taxonomy places the organism in Eukaryota, Metazoa, Chordata, Mammalia, Carnivora, Felidae.
CCCAAUAAUAACACAUCAAUGGGGCAGGGGGUGGGGGAGGAGCUGGAGGAGGAGGAAGAAAAAGAAGAAGAAGAAGAAGAAGAAGAAGAAGAAAAAGAAGAGAAGAAAGAAGAAAGAGGAGAAGUAGGAGAAAAAGAAGCGUGGAUUUUGCGUUGGUGUCACGAUUCAGUUAAACACUGGGGAGCUGGACCUACUCCGCCGGGGCGUGGCCAAGAGGAAACUGACAAGUGCGCGGCUGCUGGAGUCAGUCGGGUACCCGGACUCCGCAACCGACCCUACAACCUCUCACCGCGUCAGGGUGCAGCGCAACUGCUCCGCCCCGCUUUGCAGCGGGGCUUCCUUGACCAGCGUUAGGCGCCGGGCACCCCAGUUCCGUAUCCUGACUCUGUGUCCCAAUCCUACACCCCCGCUCCUCACCCACCCUCCCACCCACACAGUCCGGCAACCUGCGUUUACAAGCUUGCUCAGAGUCAGGGUCGUCUACUGCGUCCCAGACCCGCGCGGCUCCCUAUAGGGGCUUCCCGGCCUGCAGCGAGAGCUGAGCCUGGAUCUUUACUAAGCUUCCUGCCCCGGGGAGUUUGUGAUUCACCCCACUACUCGCAUCUUAGAGCCCUAGCCGACACCUCUACGGACAAACCCAACUCGGGCCAGCCUAUUUAACAUGUUUCCUGAGCAGCUGUUCCCUGACAGAUUUCAUUUUAAAGUGUUUCCUUAGCGCCUGGUCAAGGACAGUUUGACUUCGUUCUCUCUUUGAGGUCUCAGGAUCCUGACCCCUUCUCCCUUACAACUCCCUGCAGCCGGACCCUUCCCAUAAUGAACUACAGGAGUUCUUCUUUAACAUCCCCAGAAACAUUAAAAAUCAACAGUAAUUUCCUAAUUUUGAAAAGCAAAUGAUUGUCCCUCUUGGAGUUCGAAAAAAAAAAAAAAUCACGUUGCUUAACACCCCCCCCCCAUCUAAUUUUAUUUAUCGUGGACUAUUCAAAAAGAGAGGUUCACUGGGAGAAAGGUUUCUCUCUCUCUCUCUCUCUGUCAAAGCUACAACUUAAAAUUCUAUUCCUGGACUAUUUUCACCGAAUUAGUUUGUUAUGUGGAAGGAACAUCUAUAUUACUGAUACAUUUGUCUGUAUUGUGCAGGACAAAGCUUGCUAUGAGUAAUGUGGCCAUAUAUAUAUAUAUAUAUAUAUAUAUAUAUAUAUAUAUAAAGAAUAUUUACAUACGGAAAGUUGUAAUUACUUGAGUGCAUAAACAAAUACAUCUCUUCAAGCGUGGCUGGGGGACAUUUUCAAGUAGUAUGAAUGUUAGUGCAGGUUUUCUUCUGAUGUUAAAGGUAACGUGUUCAUCUUCUUGGAUCUGAUACUCUCAGUAAAAAUAAAAGCAAUUACAGAACUUUGAUAUGUAUAGUUCUGCCCAUCGGUUAAGUUGUGAACACAAAGUUAACAGAUAAUUUGAGAACUAUAGUCAAAGCAACCUGAAUCAUUUGUAAAAAGAGAACACAGUUAUAAUGUAAUAUAUUAGCAGUUCUAGAACAUAUACACAUAGAGUAUCUUUGUCAUACUAUACUACUCCUUAGAUUAAAAUGUUCACAUUUAGUGAAUUUAAGGAAAAUGGAAAUCAUACUUCUUAGAAAUGUUACUUUUCCUUUUUUUCUCUUGAAUUCUGAAGUUAUCUUUUGUUCUUCUUAAAACAUUUAUUGCUGCUUUUAGGAGAAAUAAUUAAGAUCUUUAAGUUUCCAAUAGCAAUACUUUUUAGGUAUUAAGGAAUUAUGAAUGCUUGCAUUUAUUGUAUCACACUACAAAAGGGACUCAAAUACGUUUUCCAAAGUUAUAUGAAUUUAGAAAUAUGAUUUUACAUUUAGUCUUGAUUUACUAUUUAUAACCACUUUAAUUCUGAUAUUGUCAGAGGGGAAUAACCAUAAAACUUUAAUCCUUUGUGAAAAUCCGUUUUUAAGGUUUUUUAGCAGAAUGACCAGUAAUGGGGUCAGCUAAAUGGAUGUCUUGCUCAAAUGGCUCUGAAACUGAGGUGUUAAAAACGUAUUCGCAAACAGCCCCAACAUAACUACUACUAGAAGUCUGGCAAGGGAUUAGGAAACUCAGUAGUUACUUUUUAAAUUCCAUCUACUGAGGUUCAGGGAAAAUGACCAUUUUAAAGGUAAACAGGGAAUGCUCAGACACCAAAUAGAUUUUCCCAUAGAUUUUGCUGGCAUAUUGACUCCUUGUAUAUAUUUAGGAAUAAUGGUGUUGAUACCAGAUGGAGCUAUGAGAAAUCUGCUGUGUCUCAUCACAGAUCCCCACUGGCCCAAGGGAAGUUUAGUUAAACAACAACGACAAGGUUUUAAAUCAUAUACUAAUAAAUGUUCAUGAAGUUUAAUUAUGUUGUUUCAUUAGAUGAAAAUAUUUUCUGGAGACAGGAUAUUUCAAAAUGUUGUUUUGGUAAAAAAACAUUGAAUAAAGUUCAGUAGACAGCCUGCAGACAGAUACACAGGUUCCAAUAAAAUUCAGGACCCCAAGGGUCCGCCCAGCUCUUGAAUUGUUUAAAAUAAACAUGUAAUGUAGUAGUUAAGUUUUAAAACGGCUUCUCAAAACUGGUUAGUUAAGGUACAGUCAUUUAUGAGAAAUAUAUUCGUGAAAGUGAUUUUCACCCUCUCAAAUCGUCAGCGGAAAACUGUAGCUUCGAUAUCAGUUGUUAUAAGUUUGUUCUCACGGUCGACCCAAACCAAGGCCAAAAGUUUAUUCACUUUCUUACCGUUUAUUACAGAUAAAUAAUGUAGUGUGAGUUACAGAAAAUGCUGAAUCGCUGUAAUUUCCAUUCAUUUAAAUAACAAUAAAACCCUAUGUACACUUAAUUUCUUUCGGAAGAAACCUCCUCUCCCUGCCUCUGGCAGCCUUCUCCCAUUCCUCCACUAACCAGUUAACUUUAAUGUGAGAAACUAAUUUGCACCCAACCUGUGAAUGCCUUCACCUUCAGGUAGAAGAAACACUAAUUUUAAUGCAUUUUUGCAAAUAAAUCAUUACAAUUUAAUCACACACGACUCCACACAGACACACACCCAUGAUUUAUUAUCGUUAGGCUAGUUUCCUCCUCCCCCAGCGUGAGAUAACCAAUUUUGCUACGUGUGGUGUCUUAAACAUUAACUUCCUACGAUGCAGAUUUGUUUACUGAUUAUCUAAGACGAUAACGACGAUUACUAAGGCAAUAACACUCUUCC